AUGGGGACCAUCAUCCCUGUCUUCCAGUUCAUGGACACUGUCUCUGACCACCAUGCAACACUGAAGAGGCGCAUCAACCAUGACAACCCCACAAUGUCCAGAGCCUUCAGCAUCUCAGGGCGAAUCUCAUCUGCCCCGGGUUCUUGUGGUUCCUGCUGGGCCUUCACUGCUGUCGGUGCCCUGGAGGGUCAGUUGGCCUUGAAAAAAGGGAAGCUGGUAGACCUCAGCCCCCAAAACCUGGUGGACUGUGCAACUCAAUACGGCAACCACGGCUGCAACGGUGGCUUCUAUACAGAAGCCUUCAAUUACAUCAAGUACAAUGGUAUCGAGUCUGAGGCUUCAUACCCAGGGCAGUAUCAGGAAGGACAAUGCCACCACAACUCCAACAACAAUGUUGCAACAUGCUAUGAGUACAACUGCCUGCCUCAAGGGAACGAGAAUGUGAUGGAACUGGCAGUCUUCACCAUCGGACCCAUUGCAGUUGCGAUUGACGCAAAUCCAGAAGAAUUUAAAUUUUACAAGAGUGGAGUGUACGACAACCCGAUGUGCACACAAGAGCUGAACCAUGGGGUCGUAGUUGUGGGCUACGGCACAGAGAACGGAAAAGACUACUGGCUGGUGAAGAACAGCUGGGGAACUGGUUAUGGAGAAGCAGGCUACGUCAAAAUGUCACGCAACAAGAACAACCAGUGUGGCAUCGCUCAGGUCCCCUGCUACCCCAUCAUGUAG
Messenger RNA from Scomber japonicus (chub mackerel), 729 nucleotides. RefSeq names its product cathepsin S-like. The record is from RefSeq and is a predicted model, not a curated record. Gene Ontology annotation, molecular function: cysteine-type endopeptidase activity. Bases 1 to 729 code for a protein of 242 amino acids. Gene Ontology annotation, biological process: immune response. Gene Ontology annotation, cellular component: lysosome. Lineage: Eukaryota; Metazoa; Chordata; Actinopteri; Scombriformes; Scombridae. The transcript has 5 exons.